CGCGACGAAACUGCUACGAAGAUUUGUUUUCUUGGAAGCGAUUAAAAAAAUGUAAACCAAGAAGAAACCGUUGAAUAUUAAACUUCGAGAGAUGUUUCUUACCAUGACCUUUGAAGUUCAAAGUAGCAAAUCAGUUGUCUUCUGCGUACGACUUCAACAGCAGAGAAAUAGGCAAAUCGAAGAUGGACGAGCGCAUACAAGCGAUCUCUUUCGCGAAUUGCUACUUUUCGAUGGUCGAUGGCCUCGUUUCCGGUUUAGAGGAUCAUCUAUCGGAGAACGUGGUUCUGGAUUGGUUCGGCAGGACGGUAAGUGGCAAGAAGAACGUCGCCGCAUUCAUGAACUCGCGCAACCAGGUGAACAGUAGACACGUGUUUAAGAAUAUAGUGCCUAGAUCUGACAUUGGGUACAAAGGAAAAUCGUCGAAACGGAGAAAGAAUUUAGAAGGCGAUACCGUGAGAACUGAAACAUCCUUGGAAACCGACACCGUCAUAGAUUACAAUCAGAACGAGAUUGAUCGAACGAAGAAAAUCGCCGUGAUAGCGAAUGAGGACUGUGACACGUCUUACAAUUUCGACGAGGGCGAUCUCGUCAAUCUUUUCAAGCUGGAGAUAUCGUCGACCAACACUGAGGAGAUCGAGCAGAGCAUUAAUAGGAUAAAAUUGGAAGAGGAAAUGCCACCAGCCGUCAAACCUAUCAAGAGACAGCAUAGUGACGGAGAUGAGCCUGUUAUCGUCAAGAAUGACUUGAAGUACGUCGAAGCUGAUGGUUACGUCGACUUCUCGAGGAAAUUUUGGAAACGAGGCAAAGAUUGGGACCCUCAUUUCUGGGGCAUGUCAAGUAUACAGAAAUGGAGACGACCAUGCAAACUGCAGAUUGCAUACUUCACGUUGACAGAGCACUCGCAAUCGGUCGAAGAGCAACCGCGCAAACAUCAUGCGAUGUGUUUCAGUCAACCGAAAGUGAAAUUGCCCAGUCUAGAAGAGAUCAAUGAAAUCAGUGACAGAUUGGUGCCGAACAAAAACGAUUUUAAUGGUUUCUUGAAGGAAUUCGACUUCUUCAAGGACCGUGUGAAUUUUCUAGCGCGCCUGGACACGGAGUUGCUGACUAAAGAUCCUUUAUCCAUCGUUCCUCAGUAUGUGGAGAACAAGCUCGUGUUCAACAAGCGUGACAACAAGAACGACAAGAAUGAUCGGAACGAGAGGAAGUUCGUUUCCAAUUAUCAGAUUUAUCUGAUUAUAUACGAGAGCACUAAUCGAAUUAGAUCGAACCUUCUUCAGAAGUUGGAAGAUAACAAAGUAACGCAAAUGGAAACACCGGAAACGGAGGAUCAACCUAAUCAGAAAACAGAUUAACGUUCGCCUUUCGUUUACUCGCACAGGAAAUACGCUUCCUGAGGUAUUCUCGCGCAAUGUCAAGGCCAUAUUAUUUUUGAAAAUCGUUUCACUGCAGAACGAUCAGUUUUUUGAUCGCGCGUUUUGUUACAGAUUUUGCAGGCCUACUUCUACGAUUGCAUUUUUUUUACGUUUUAGUUUCACGGUCAUGUGUGUCGUAUGAUCUCAUGUUCUGAUAGCCGAGCGGUGUUUGAACAAUGUAAUCGCUACACGUUGUUCCGAUUAAUAUUUACCGCGGCUGUUCAUUUAUUUUCCGCUGUUUGUUCGUUAAACAGCAAGGAGCUGUUGCGGGCUGGCUCAGCAUCGGCUAAAGAAAAUCAAAUUACGCGAGCGAUAUUAUUCAUAAUUGAAUUGAAUAAAGGUAUUUUUCUUAGACCAU
This is a messenger RNA of Megalopta genalis, 1770 nucleotides long. RefSeq lists its product as uncharacterized. The record is from RefSeq and is a predicted model, not a curated record. NCBI's taxonomy places the organism in Eukaryota, Metazoa, Arthropoda, Insecta, Hymenoptera, Halictidae.